CUAUAAUAUAUAUCUUACUUUUAUACUAGAUUAUAGAUGGGUACAGGUUUUGAGUCAUACAAUCAUACUAUUUUGGUCCUUUACUAAAAUUUAUGAAGAACCAGCUUUCCGUACUUAUAUUUUCAUUGAAUUGAUUACGCAAUUUAUGACGUAUCUCAUGUGACGUAAUUUAAAUGACGAAACUAGCUAGACGCUUUGGAUUUAAGGACAACAACAAUUCGGACUAAGAGGGGUUUUAUUCAACAGUUUAAUAUUUUUUAAGCAUCGAACGAUUAGUGUGUGUGUUUACGAUGGAUUAUUAUAAUAUUAUGAAUGUGAAUAACAGUGUUGGGAUAUAAAACUGGAAUGAAACUGGUGAUACUCAAGCCACACGUGUUUCUUAUUCUGACCGUCAAUUUCCUUCUGACUAAAACAUUAUGGCGGGUAUAGCCGAUGUGUUCACUGAGUCGGAAAGGACGAACUGGCUGAAAGCUUGGCUGGCAAUUGAUAUUGCAAAGUCUGGCCUAGAGAAAUUUGUUGAGACCGAGGCUACAACUCUACACGGAAACAUAUACAAUGCUAUCUUGUCAAGUGGCGCCGUCGCGUGUGUUGACUGUCACACAGCCAACUUGCUGAAAUGCCCUUCACGAGGAAUAUGCAAUAAACGAGGAGCACAAAGUCAAUGCACAUCUAUGCAUGACUCGCCGUUAAAACAACCACGACCAUGUUCUGCAAACGUUUGUAAUAGAGUCCGUGAUGAAAUUGAAAACCAACAUAAAUUUUCCAACCCUUCUUGGAAAAACACAUCGGCGAAUCAUUGGUCAUCAAGUCCUUGGCACAUAGCCAAGGCGUAUUUUCCUCCUGACGGUUAUACUGAAACUAGUUCGGUACAAGAUACGGACUUCAACGGAAUCAUAAGUUUCAUGAUGAACUGCAAACACUUCAAUAACACGUUUUCGUUCCCCAUCGCUCCGGGAAAACCACAUCCGCCAUGCCUUUUAACAAAGGCGCGAGAAUUUUGCAGAACAGUACGCCAUUCGUCUACGUUCAAGGUUACAGACACAGAUCUCCAUGACAUUUUCAUAACACUGAUUAGCCUACUGACUGAUACACAAUGUCUAGCCCACGACGUUGAUGCGCGGGAGGCUGUGAGGAAAUUAGCAAAGCUACAAUCCAACGUUCUGAAGCUUACAACGGAGGAAAUUAUUAACUAUGAGAACUUUUGUAAAGACAUAGGGCGUGGUGCAAAGGUUGAAUGGUUCAACUUUGACGGAGAGUCAAUAUGGAACAAAAUUGAACAAGAUCAAAAGCUAUGCGAUGCAGAAGAAGAGGAGUUAGUUCUUAACAUGAACACUGUUACCCUGGUGACGAGAACUCAGUGGCAUGCCCUAUCCUCCAAAGAAGAUGCACAAUAUAUGACGAUGCCAGUGAGCCACGUGUUCAUACACCAUACGGUGAUGAGUGAGUGCGUCUCGCAAAGAGAAGGCGCCAUAGAGAUGCGCAAAAUACAACAUCUUCAUCAGGAUAUAAAUAGAUGGGCCGAUAUCGGUUACAACUUUGUGAUCGGACAGGACGGUAGUGUGUACAUGGGUCGAGGGUGGGAUCGGGUCGGGGCCCACACAUUGGGCUGGAAUAAUAAAUCCAUUUCAUUUGCAUUCACGGGAAACUUUACGGAAAAACAGCCCACUGACGACGCCUUGAAAGCUCUUGAUGCUGCGCUUGUCCUUGGUGUGAAACUCGGUAAACUCACGCCCGACUUUAAGCUGCACGGUCACAGGGACGCAAGGCCUACGGAGAGCCCAGGGCAGAAGCUGUACGAUCUGAUUCGUAAACAUGAACACUAUGAGCCUAUUGGACCGAACAUUGUUACUUUCUCGCCGAAAUCUCGUGUAUGACAUUUUAAUAUAUGUCAACUUUUUGUAUCGUUGUCUUUCACUUUUUUGUUUAUUGACAGUAUGUGUUCUUUGUUAUUAUUAAUGUUUGCCUGAUAUAUAAACACAUGUUAAUACUGUAUUGUAGAUGGAUCUUUAUCCCUCUCUUCCACAAUAAAUGUAUAUUUUGUAAAUGUAAAUUUUAUUUCAUGACAUUAGCUGUAUGUGUUCGUUAAUUAUACCAUAGAAAUGUGAAAUAUGUAUUUCAUAGUAGUUUGUUAUACCACUGCUAUCUUAAGAGUCAAGUUGCUUUUUGCUAGUAACCAAGUAUGUGUCGAUAAUAGUAGAGUAAUAUUCUCGUUAUCUAUUUAACUAUAGUAUGUGUAUGUAAUUGAUUUUGACAUUAAUAAUUAUUUUGCAGAUGGCAUACAGUUUUGAUCGAGUAGAAUAAUUUGCAUCGGAUUUAUUUGUUUAUGUGGUGAAACUGUUCUGUAAAGUUAUAAAAUAUGCAAUACAUUUGAAUAUCAUAUAAACAUGCCUAUCUUUUAUUGUUUUGUACAACUAUAGUACAAGUAAAUUUCAGAAAUGACAUUGGUUAUGAUUGCAAUUAAGAUUUUGUACGCUUCAAAAUUUGUAUAUAAACGGUAACUGUAUCGUUUUCAUGCAUGCAUCAUUAUGAUUAUAGAGUUUACACAGAUAUCAUAGUUAUUACAACAUUGUAUUGAUAUAUUGUACUUAUGUUUUUAAUCACCCUAUGAUAUGUAAUAUUAGACCUUCAUGUGAGUAUGAUGCAAUUCUUAAGAAUGAAAUUCUUUAUAAAUAUAAAGUAAUGUACAUAUACACACCAUAUAUGAACAUACUCUACAUGUAUAAGCAAAUUUUGUUAAUACUCCGAUAUGAUUAUUACAUCAUGACAUGUAUUUAAGCACUAAUGUCACCAAAUUGAAAAUAUAUGUAGAUAUAACAUCAUGUUUGUUGAACAAGGAUCAUAAAGGUCUAUUUCAAUUAAGUAUAUGUAUAUGUAUUUGUUGAAUUUGUCUUCUUUAUAUCUUAUUUAUAAAGGCAACUCUUAAAGCGUGUCAUCUCGAAAAUCAACUGUACCUGUACAUGUAAUUUAUAUAAUUUUCGAUGUUUGAAAUUUAUUGAAUGAGUCGAAAAUUACCUUCCCUUCAGUAUGAAUUUGCCGCUAGAGGCGCUCUAGAAGUACGAGGUUUUCGUGCAUGGUUAAAACGUGGUCAGUUUUCGUCAUUCAGCUUUGGGAAUUCGCACGGUAUACAUGUUAUUUUUUAAAAUAAUGUGUUAAUAUUUCAUAUUAUGGAAAUUAUAUAUGAAAUUGAAUAAUUGAUAUAUGUAUUGAACUAAAUUUACAUAGAAUGUCACUGUAUGAUGACUGUUAGAAAGAUUGUAUUAUGUGAUGUAUGUUUGCUAUAUAGGCAA
Molecule: messenger RNA, 3287 nt
Organism: Dreissena polymorpha
Lineage: Eukaryota; Metazoa; Mollusca; Bivalvia; Myida; Dreissenidae
Exons: 7
Coding region: 417-1874 (485 amino acids)
Biological process (GO): peptidoglycan catabolic process
Molecular function (GO): N-acetylmuramoyl-L-alanine amidase activity; zinc ion binding
Source: RefSeq, a predicted model, not a curated record